AUGACUGGAUCGACUGAAUUAAAGAGUGAAUUAGUAGAUAUCGUAGUAAGUUCUAUGGAUGACAGCACAGUGGUUGAAUUACCAAAUGUCAGAACGGUGAACCAAAUACCAAUUUCAGAGUCUUGUGUAGCAAAAAGAGGUGAUAUAAGAAAAUGGCCACACUUACGCAAUCUUCCGUUGCAAGAGUUAGAGACUUGUGAAGUUAUGCUGGUUAUUGGACUGCGCGAAAAUCCUAAGUUGUUUCUACCUUUGGAAUAUAAAUUGGGAGAGGAGAAGGAUCCAGUGGCAAUUAAAUACAGUUUAGGAUGGACAGUGAUUGGUCCUGUCGCCUACCAAAAUGAACGGUGUGCAUCGGCUAAUCUUGCACGAUUGGAAUUCGAUGGCCCCGACUCUGACACUAACAAUGAAGUUGAUGAAGCGGAAAAUGAAUGCCUCAAGUAUCAAUUGGAAAGACUGUGGAAGACCGACUUUGAGGGCUCCCUAGUUGAAACUAAAGUGUGUCCGUCGCUUGAAGACAAGAAAGCGCUUCAAAUAAUGGAAGAGACGCUGACAGUAGUGGAUAAUCAUUUUCAAGUUGCUCUGCCAUGGCGAAAGAAACCGCCCUCCUUACCCAAUAAUAGAAUAAUCGCAGAACGCAGAGGCUUGCUUUUGAAAAAACGGCUCCUCAAGGAUGAAAACCUGUUGGAAAAGUAUCAAGCAACAAUAAACGAUUACAUUGAUAAAGGCUACGCAGAAAGAAUUCCUCAGGAUCAACUAGAGGUAAACGACAGACCAACGUGGUACCUACCACAUCACCCGGUUACUCAUCCUCUAAAGCCCGAAAAGGUAAGAGUCGUCUAUGAUUGUGCAGCCAGAUAUGAGCAAACGUCGUUGAAUCAGCAACUUCUACAGGGUCCGGAUCAGACAAAUCUACUAACAGGCGUGUUAAUUCGCUUCAGAGAGGAAUUGGUUGCAGUAGUUGCUGAUGUAGAAGCAAUGUUCCAUCAGGUUCUAGUGGAACCAAAGGAUCGGGACGCAUUGCGAUUCUUAUGGUGGCCAAAUAAAGACCUUUCUGGAGACAUGGAAGAAUACCGAAUGACGAGACAUUUGUUCGGAGCAACGUCUUCUCCAAGUAUCGCCAAUUUCUGUUUGCGGAAGACAGCCGAGUUGUAUCAAAAAGAAUACGACUCACUAGCAGUAGAGACGGUGAAACGUAACAUGUAUGUUGAUGACUUGAUGAAAUCAAUAAGCGAACCAGAAAAAGCAAUAAGUUUAGCGAGUCAAUUGCGUCAACUAUUGAUAAGAGGAGGAUUCCGUCUUACAAAAUGGUACAGCAACAGUAGGAGCUUGAUAGCAACAAUUCCCGAAACUGAGAGAGCAAAAUCCGUAAAGAAUUUGAAAUUGGAUAAGCUUCCCACAGAAAGUACUCUUGGAAUAAAGUGA
Molecule: messenger RNA, 1422 nt
Organism: Xenia sp. Carnegie-2017
Lineage: Eukaryota; Metazoa; Cnidaria; Anthozoa; Malacalcyonacea; Xeniidae
Exons: 1
Coding region: 1-1422 (473 amino acids)
Source: RefSeq, a predicted model, not a curated record